This is a messenger RNA of Salvelinus sp. IW2-2015, 1704 nucleotides long. Its product is annotated as ankyrin repeat and SOCS box protein 5-like. Gene Ontology annotation, biological process: intracellular signal transduction; positive regulation of protein catabolic process; protein ubiquitination. Lineage: Eukaryota; Metazoa; Chordata; Actinopteri; Salmoniformes; Salmonidae. The record is from RefSeq and is a predicted model, not a curated record. Gene Ontology annotation, molecular function: protein binding.
AAUGUGUGUUGUUUUGGAGAUGCUCAGUGUUUUGUCAUCCCUCUCCCAGGGUCAUGGGCGGACCGGUCUCCUCUCCACGAGGCAGCGUGUCAGGGCCGUCUCCUGGCCCUCAGGACUCUACUCUCACAGGGUUACAACGCAAACAUCCCUACCAUAGACCAUGUGACGCCGUUGCAUGAGGCUUGUCUGUCAGACCACGCGUCAUGUGCCAAGGCGCUUAUUGCAGCUGGUGCCAAUGUAAAUGCCACCACCAUUGAUGGGGUGACGCCGCUGUUCAAUGCCUGCUCAGUGGGCAGUGCCACCUGUACAGAGGUACUGCUGGAAAACGGUGCCAAGCCCCAGUCAGAGAUAUGCCAGCCCUCGCCCAUACACGAAGCCUCCAGCAAAGGCAGAACUGCUUGUCUGGAGGCWCUGAUCACAUGGGGAGCAGACGUGGACUAUGAUAUUCCUCACCUAGGAACCCCCCUGUACAUCGCCUGCAUCUCCUCAGGACUCCAGUGCACACAGAAACUCCUCGAUGGAGGGGCCAAUGUGCAGAGGGGCAGGUUCCUGGAGAGCCCGCUCCAUGCAGCAGCUCAGAAGGACUGUACUGAGAUCAUCAAUGUGUUGUUAGAGUUUGGAGCGAACACUAACGCUAAAAACCUAGAGCUGAAGAGACCGGUGGAGUCAGCCCCACCUAACAGCGCAGCAGAGGAGACGUUACUGCUGCAUGAAGRAACACCUCGGCCACUAUAUCAGCUGUGUCGUCUCAGUGUCAGAGAUUAUAUGGGCCGAACUCGACUACACCUCAUCCCUCAGCUACACCUCCCCAACCUCCUCAAACGCUUCCUCCAGUACAGAUAGAACACAUCAACGCUCUCUCUCUCUCUUUCUGUCUCUGUCUGUCUCUCUUGUCUGUUGCUUUCUCCCUUCCCUCUGUUUCUCUAACCCUUUCUCUCUUUCUAAAUGAGAGCAUCAUCAUAAUAGAGGAUAUUCUUUAUCCCAUCCUCUCUCUUUCGGUUUUCUCUCUGUUUCUCGCUCCAUCCAUUUCAUCAUCAAGUGAAUUUAUUAUUACUCACUGAACCUCAUUUAAAAAWWAAAAAAACAGAACCUCAAAUGCACCGAAUKCCUCCCAUUCACUGACAUCUGUUUUAARUGUCUCUCUGUAGCACCUACGCGCAUGGUCAUGUAAAUAUGUAUAUUCUGUUACAUUGACCAAAACAUGAGUUUGAAUGUUCAAAAUAACAAUACUGUAUAAUACUGUGUUAUCCGUUAAAAGGACACUCCCACUGCAGUGAUCGUUGUGAUCCCAACUUGUCAGAAAGUUCUCUGCAAAGAUGUGUAUUGGUGUAAAUCAUGUUUUUCUGCACAAUACAAUCUAAGWCAAGUUGAUCAUCUUUCAUGUCACUUUGGUUUUGUAUCCAAUGUUCCUGUCCACGSCKUACGUUGAWCUGCCUAAUAUUCAUUGACCCAAARAAUGAAAGGGGUCAUUGAAUGUUUAAUGUAAUGUAUAACAUAAUGUACUUUAAUGUACACAAAMAAUGUUAUGUCAUCUUGUUUGAAUGAGCUGCCUUUAUGCUACCAAUGAUGUAAACAAGAUACCAUCAUGUACUUUAAUGUACAGUGUUAUCUUGUUUGCAUCAUUGGUAGCAUAUAUUUUUUUAUUUUUUAUUUUAUUUAACCCUUAUUUUACUGGAUAAGUUGAGUGAGAACACAUUCUCAUUU